AUGCUCUCACGUGUUGCUGCGGUGAAGGCACCCCGCACACACAACCGUCGCCGCGUGACCGGAUCCAGCGGAAGGAGGAGGGAAGGAGGAGAGGGUGAGCCGCAGAGGCCCAACAUGUCCCGGCGUGUGUUUACUUCCGCGGUGCUCCUCCUCCUCGUGAUGAUGUGCUGUGGCAGUGGAGCUGCGCACGCGGUGGAGAGUAAUUCGGGGGAUGCGCAGCUGCCGAAUGAGGUUGCUAUUCUUGUGCCAGAGAAGACGCUGGUGGUGUCAAAAGGUGGGAAGGGCCAAAGUACAACGAGGAACUCAUUUGCCGCUCCUUCUCUCGUCCGCGCUGGUGGAGUAAUGACUGUGCUUGCCGAGGGUUGGAUCAAGUAUACUGGAUCGCACAAAACAUCGAGUGAGCUUGGUUCUGCCGAUAUUGUGGCUGGGUACAUCAGCGCUGCGGAGACGUGGCCAUCCAUUGUCGCUGAGGUCACUAGCACGGAAUGGAGGGCACACACUGUCCUUGGCGAUGGGAAUGGCGAUGAUCUUGUGGGCGUUUUGCGAAAUCCCACAUCAGUUGGAGUGGACAAUAAGGCGUUUCUACUUGUGGGAAGCUAUAGUAUAAAAUUUGACGCUACUAAAAAUAUUUGGCAGGAGGUUGGCUGGGAUAUUCGAAUGCUUGUGGGUGAGGCCACGCACUCCUUAUCCAGCGGUCGGGGUGAAUGGAUCGAAUGGGCUGCACCCAUAUCACUGAUAUCACUGAUCCCCGAAGAGCUCAAAAGUGAACUGAAGGAAUUUGUGGGUGGUGGUGGCUCAGGCAUUGUGAUGUACGACGGCACGAUUGUGUUUCCUCUGACAGCGAGGAAUCGAAAUGGUUACCCUCUCUCCUUGCUCAUUUAUUCGGAGGAUAAAGGCAACAGCUGGGUGGUCCCAAAGGGCGUUUCUCCUGUGGACUGCUUUGGCCCCCGCAUCAUCGAAUGGGAUUAUGGGACACUUCUCAUGGUUACUGACUGUUUGGCUGGCCGCAAGGUGUUUGAGUCGAAUGACAUGGGGAAAUCGUGGACGGAGGCUGUCGGGGUACUCUCAUGGCUGUCGACAGACGCGCCACCUGACGCUUACGGCAAGAGGUAUCUUUUGGGAUCCAUCAUUACUGCGAUCAUUGGGGGAAAUAAUUUAAUUCUGUACACUCAGAAGGGGAGGUACCCUCCGGGGGAGCGUGGUUUACCCAAUGCGUUCUAUCUUUGGGCGACGGACGGCAACCGCACGUUUCAUACUGGACGGCUUUCUGUGGACGAUAAGGAGAAUAAGGCGACUGCCAACACCCUGCUGUACUCAGGUGAUGCGUUGCACCUUGCAGAGGCGAGGGGUACUGCAACGAUCAGCACAAUAUAUUUUUCCCGCCUGACGGAGGAGCUGGAGAUUAUCAAGUCUCUCGUGAGGACCUGGGAACGAAUGGACGCCUUCUUCUCCAUGUCGCAUACACCCACGGAUGGACUGGUUGGAUUCUUGUCCAAUACAGCCAUCGGCCCAAAAUGGAUGGACGAAUACCUUUGCGUGAAUGCAACGGUGACGAAUGGAGUGAAAGUCCAAGAUGGAUUUAAAUUCCCGGGGCAUGGAUCCGGGGCAAAAUGGCCCGUAAACAGUCGGAAGGAUAAUGGGCCGUACACCUUUGCGAAUAAAAGAUUAC
Messenger RNA from Trypanosoma cruzi, 1669 nucleotides. Its product is annotated as trans-sialidase, putative. Gene Ontology annotation, cellular component: cytoplasm; membrane; intracellular membrane-bounded organelle. Gene Ontology annotation, biological process: ganglioside catabolic process; oligosaccharide catabolic process. Gene Ontology annotation, molecular function: exo-alpha-sialidase activity. NCBI's taxonomy places the organism in Eukaryota, Euglenozoa, Kinetoplastea, Trypanosomatida, Trypanosomatidae. The transcript has a single exon. The record is from RefSeq and is a predicted model, not a curated record. The annotation marks the transcript as partial.